AUGAAGUACAUGCUGCUGGACAGCAGCAAACUGAUUGGACAUUUGGAGGAGUACCUUUGUACUUUACGGCUACCAGUGGGAUUGCUGCCUCAGCCCAUCAGCCCAAAGUACAAGACCGCCUUAGUACAGAUCUAUGUGCCCAGUCAACCCUUCGGAGGAUCUGACAAGAGCAACAGUGGCCAUCGCUAUGAUACAAUUCCAAUUGCCAACGGCAUGAUUGCAUCGGGAAUGAGCUGCCAGCUCAUUCAUUAUGUUCCUGAGGAACAUGAUGCCUUCGUCAAAGCUAUGGAGGGCUUCGAUGCGAUCAUCGUGCGCUGCAACCCUGGGCAGAUCAAUGCUGCGGGAGGUGAACAAACGAAGUUCGACGAUGCCAUGAGGGCGUUGCAGAAGAAAGGUAAACAGGUGUGGCCUUCCCCGGACGUGAUGACCAACAUGGGCGCCAAGGAUGCCUUGUGCAAGAUCGCCAACUUGGGCAUCGGCUUGAUCGACACCUUCGCUUACUACAGCCCAGAGGAGUUCGCGGCCGGCUUUAAGAAGACCAUGGCAUUCCAACCUCGGGUCAUCAAACAAAACCGAGGCUCAUCAGGUGAAGGAAUCUGGAUCAUCAAACUCAAGAGCGAGAACUAUUGCAAGAACUUUGGAGAUCGCUCCUGCACUGACGAUGAGGUCUUGGAGAUGAUGGAGGCCUGCGACAACCAUUCGGAGACCCACACCGUGGCGGAGUUCAUUGAGUUUUGCGUCAAUGGGCGCACCUCUAAGAGCGGCAAGUGGGACACUGUGGGGACUGGAAAGUACUUGGAAGGUGGAAAGGCGGCGGGAGGUCAACUGGUGGACCAACGCUUCUGCCCACGGAUCGUGGAAGGUGAAGUGCGAAUGAACAUGAUCGGAGACACCUGCACCGGCAUCAUCCACAAGAAACCCAAGGCAGGCGGUAUCUCAGCAGUGGGUGGCACGGGGUCGAUCUACACCUUCUAUGGCCCAGAUGCGCCCGAAUUCAAGCAGCUUUCAGAGGACUUCCUGAAGAACUCCAUCCCAACUCUCAUGGAGAGUUUGGAUUUGAAGGGCGAGCCAUUGCCCUUGUGGUGGACAGGCGAUUUCAUCAACGCGGACCCAGGAAAACCCGGAAGCCCCUGCACCAUUGACAAGUGGAUCGUCGGUGAAUUCAACUGCUCCUGUGUGGGUAUCUCCAAGUGUUUGCCCGCCUAUUGCAAUGCAGAGAAGCCCAAUGCCAGCGUCUAUGAUAUCCCCGUGAAGGACUUUGUGGAGGCCACGUACCUUGGCAACUUGAUGGGUCAGAAGGCUUUGGCCAUUCUCGACGGACAAGGCGCCAAGAUGUCGCCCAACGCCACGAAAGUGCUCAGUCGCAUCGAAGCAUUGCGCGGCGCGGCGAAGGCGGGCGUGCUCAGCAGCGAGGAAGCAGGCAGCAUGCUGGACAAGCUCUUUGACGUUUGAAGGAUUGCAUCCUAAUUGCGAUGGAAGGAUGCCAAUCUUUUUUCAAAAUCGUUUCGGAUAUGAUUCCAAUAAGGCAAUAGCUAUCAAAAAA
Molecule: messenger RNA, 1543 nt
Organism: Cladocopium goreaui
Lineage: Eukaryota; Dinophyceae; Suessiales; Symbiodiniaceae
Source: the annotation of a GenBank genome assembly